Messenger RNA from Oryzias melastigma (Indian medaka), 3253 nucleotides. It is a transcript of the gene arhgap17a, whose product is annotated as Rho GTPase activating protein 17a. Gene Ontology annotation, biological process: regulation of actin cytoskeleton organization; regulation of Rac protein signal transduction; signal transduction. NCBI's taxonomy places the organism in Eukaryota, Metazoa, Chordata, Actinopteri, Beloniformes, Adrianichthyidae. The record is from RefSeq and is a predicted model, not a curated record. Gene Ontology annotation, cellular component: cytoplasm; cytosol; intracellular anatomical structure. Gene Ontology annotation, molecular function: GTPase activator activity; protein binding.
GCUGUUGUGGUUCAGUUUUCUGCCGUAUUUUUCACGCUCGUGUCGCCGGUGUGCAGUGAAAGGUGCUGCUGGCCAUAGGUGGUGCUGAGAUGCUGCUGGACGUGACUUCCUGCGGAUCUGCGCGCUGGAAGAGGCGGAGGUGAGACGCUGCUGCCGCCGCUGCCCCGCUGCCCGCGGCGCACUCGGUCCCCCGCUCUGCUCCGAGGAGAAGCAGCCAACGGAUUAUCCUGCUCGGCGGCGUUAGCUCGCCGGCUAACGGUAAAGUCAGCAACCGAGGAGCGCCAUGAAAAGCCGCCGGAGACGGUGAAACUUCGGCUUCGGGAGCCCUGCGAACUUCAACCAAAGCCGGGAUUUAAAGCGCAACUUCCGAAGACUUGACUGGCGAGGGACCGAAAAAUGAAGAAACAGUUCAAUCGGAUGAAGCAGCUCGCCAAUCAAACAGUUGGCAGAGCGGAGAAAACAGAAGUCCUCAGCGAUGACCUCCUCCAGAUCGAGCGGCGCAUGGAGCUGGUGCGCGUGGUGUCCCACAACACACACAAAAAGAUGGCUUCCUGUCUGCAGGGACACAUCGGUGCAGAUGCAGAAAAGAGACAUAAGAAACUUCCCCUCACCGCUCUUUCCCAGGCGAUGAUGGAAGGCGGAAACCAGUUGGGAGAAGACUCCUUGAUAGGGAAGAUGAUGGAAGUGUGUGGAGAUGCAGAGAACCGUCUGGCCUCAGAGCUGAUGCAGCACGAGCUGCAGAUAGAGAAGGACGUUCUGGAUCCGCUCAGUCAGCUCGCAGAGGUUGAAAUCCCAAACAUCUUGAAGCAAAGGAAGCAGUUAGCCAAGUUGGUGCUGGACUACGACUCUGCCAAAGCGAGGUGGUUGCAGGCAACCAAGUCGAUAAUCUCAGGUACAAACACUCAAGCACUGACGGCCAAGGCGGACCUUUUGAAAGAGGAGGUGGACGAGGCCAUGAACAAAGUGGAGCUCUGCAAGGAUCAGCUGGCUGCAGACAUGUACAGUUUCUUCUCCAAAGAAGGCGACUACGCUCGAUACUUUAUCACGCUCUUAGAGGCUCAGGCUGAUUACCACAGGAAGUCCCUCACCGUUCUGGAGAGCGUCCUGCCAACCAUCCAGGCUCAGCAAGACUCCUGGGUAGAGAAACCGGCGUUCGGCACCGCGCUGGAGGAUCACCUGAAGCGCAGCGGGAGGGAGAUCGCUCUGCCCAUCGAGGCCUGCGUCAUGAUGCUCCUGGAGACGGGCAUGAAGGAGGAGGGACUGUUCAGGAUCGCCGCCGGAGCGUCCAAGCUGAAGAAGCUGAAGGCGGCGCUGGACUGCUCCACCUCCCAGCUGGAGGAGUUCUACUCCGACCCGCACGCUGUGGCUGGUGCUCUGAAGUCCUACCUGAGAGAGCUCCCAGAACCUUUGAUGACCCACCAGCUCUACGAUGAGUGGAUCCAGGCGUCCAGUGUGGCAGACCCGGACAAACGGCUGCAGGCCCUCUGGGUUGUUUGUGAUCAGCUACCAAAGAACAACCGGAACAAUUUGAGAUAUCUGGUGAAGUUUUUAGCCAAACUGGCUCAAGACAGCGAGGUGAACAAAAUGACUCCUAGCAACAUCGCCAUCGUCCUGGGCCCCAACCUGCUGUGGGCCAAGACUGAGGGGAGUCUGGCAGAGAUGGCAGCUGCUACUUCAGUGCACGUGGUGGCCAUCGUAGAGCCCAUCAUCCAGCACGCAGACUGGUUCUUUCCUGAGGACGUGGAGUUUAACGUCUCUGGCAUGUUUGUGAUGCCCACGCCGGCCUCCAACCACAGCAAUCCCUCAGAUUAUGACUGUAGCACUAUUGAGAGGAAGAGGCCCAACAGUAUGGUUGGACCAGAGACUGACGCGGCACGCAAAGACAACACUGCUAACAAGCACUCGGACCACACCCUUCGUAGAGGCAGUAACACCUUAGGUAGAAAGCCGCACACCUCACCUGCCUUCCAGCCUCCUUUACCCCCUGUGGAGGCUCAGGGGCCGGGGCAGCCCGGCGCCGAGCCCCCGCCACAAGCUCCAGCAGGGGGUUCAGGGCCUGACACUUCCCAGCAUAGCUUGACUCAGAGUCAGCCGCUACUACCUCAGCACUCGGAGGAGCUCAGGGCCAGGACGUCGUAGCCCCUCCCUCCCAGUCCCCGUACCAGUCGGGCUCGCUUCCCCGACCGCGGCCCGUCCCCAAACCUCGGAACAGACCCAGCAUCCCUCCACCCCCCCAACCCACCACAGCCGGCAGCGAGACCAACGGGGUCUGUGGCUCCGCCUACAAGAUGAUGGAUCAAACUUUCAGGGGGCGGAGUCGAGCGUCGGUCCCUGAGCUCGCUGUGGACCAGCAGCCGCUGAUGACCUCCUCCUCCUCCUCCUCUUCCUCCUUCCUGCCUCAUCCCAGAGACUGUGACCUGGACACGGAGAGCACCGUCCUAUAAGAUGAGUCCUAACGUUUCACCUCUGACCUCCUCGUGGACGUCCCGCCGCUCUUUCUGCCGCCGCCGCAAACACUAAAGGAGCCGUGGGAGCGGACGGUUUCCGGUCUUGAACUGUAUGACGGUUGGAGCAGACCGAUUACUCUGAAUGUUGACCUCCUUUUAAACGGCCUUAGAAUCAAAGCGUGUCUUUCGGUGGUGGAACGGUGACGAUGACUGCAGGUUUCCAGUCGUCUCGGACACUCUUUUGUUUUUCUAUCACCUUAUAUUUAUUUAGCGCUCAUAAUCGAUGCAGUCUCUGGAUGCCUUACCGGUUCCUCCCAGAACCGCCAGAUAAUCCUCCAUUCCUGGACGGGCGUUCGCAGGAACGUAUUGAAGCGUCAGUAUUUUGGCCCUCCUGCCGCAGCGCAGGCGGGCAGAACCGGGCCCGGGUUGCACAGGUUUCUAAUGAGUUUGGGUCUCUCCCACUGAGCCGAGAGCCGCCCCGACCUCUCGGCAGUGACGUGGAGUCGUGGGGUUUCUAUGCGAGCCUUCGAUUUUUUUGUUUGUUUUUGUCCUCGGUUCGGUUCAGAUCGGACCGAGCCGGCGUAUGGUACCAGCGGAGAACGUCUCAGUCGCUCUGAAGAUGUUUCAGAGUUCCUUCUCUUCUGUGUUUAACUGCCUUACUGAUGUGCGUCUCUGAAGAACGCCGUCGAGCUCGAGAUGAUGAUGCUGCGUUUCCAGGCUCCUCUAGUUUCCUGUCUGUACGUGAGCUUCAGUGGUGUGAUAUCAAAUAUACUCUCUCCAAAGAAAAUAAAGCAUAAGAACAAAGA